AUGUCUGCUUUAAAUGGAAAUAAUAAUUAGCCUCAUGACAAUGAGCGUUACAAGCAGAUAAAACUGCUUGGAGAGGGUUCUUUUGGAAAAGCAUAUUUAGUAGAGUGUCAAAGCGAUGGAAGCCUCUGUGUUAUCAAAAAAAUGGACACAAAAAGCAUGACAGAGGCUGAGAAGUAAGAGACGGUUCGUGAAGCUCAUAUUUUAGAAGCUUUGAACCAUCCUUGCAUUGUAAAGUUUAGAGAAGUAUAUAAAACUAAGAAGGCUCUUUGCAUUGUGAUGGAUUUUUGCGAUGGUGGAGAUUUAGCUAAAAAAAUUUAAGAUUAUAAAGGGAAGUUCAUACCAGAAAAUUAAAUAUUAGAUUGGUUUACAUAAAUAUGUUUGGCGUUAAAGCACAUCCACGAUAGAAAAAUUGUGCAUAGAGACUUAAAAACAUAAAAUAUUUUCUUAAUGAAAGAUAAUGCCUUGAAAGUUGGUGAUUUUGGUAUUGCUAAAGUUUUAAGACACACUAGAGAAAACUGCAAAACUAUGGUGGGAACACCAUAUUAUAUAUCUCCUGAAAUAUUGGAAGCAAAACCAUAUUCUUUUCGCUCAGAUAUAUGGUCACUUGGUGUUAUACUUUACGAAAUGUGUGCUUAGAAGCCACCUUUUGAUGGUAUUGGUUUAUCUAACCUUGCCUUAAAAAUUGUGAAAGGAGUGUAUGCUCCAAUUUCUUCUUAUUACUCAAAAGAUAUGACCCAGCUUAUUUCUCUUUUGUUGAAUGUUGAUCCUUCUAAAAGACCUCAAGUUAAUCAAAUUCUAAAGCUACCCAUUAUUUAGCACAGAAUCAAAAAAUUUUUAAGUGAAACUAUACGCUAAAAUGAAUUUUCUCAUACUAUUUUGCACAAUCGUAACUUCGUAAGCAACAACUUGAAUUUAGAUAAUAUUCCCUCUCCUAUGCCUUUUCAGUAGCAAGUAAGACCAUCAAUUCAGCAAAAUCAAUAAGGUUUGUAAUAGCAAUAGUAAUAAUAACAAUAAUAAAUUUCAUAAAUUCCUAUGUAAUAACCUGUGGUUAGAUAAAAUAUGCAGCCUUUAAAUAAUAUGAAUAACAACAAUAAUAAUGGAUUAGGUGCUUUUCUUUCUCCUCAAAAUAGAAAUCCAUAAAUACCUCCUUAAAAGCCAUCUCAGUAAAUUUUAUAACAGCAGUAACCAUAAAAUAUACUUGGUUACUUACCUUAAAAUUAGCAAUAAAUUUAAUAGCAAAAUAACUAUUAAUUGUUCUAAAAUCAAAAGCAGUAGCAACCAUAAAUAUUACAGAAUGGAAAUAAUUUAAUGAAAAACAAUAACAACAUAAAUAAUAAUAUUAAAAAUGAAGUUCCUCUUGCUGCUGUACCAGGUGCAUAAAAUGGAAAUAUAGUUGGAUAUAAAAUAAACAAUAACAACUAUAUAUAAAAUAACAUUAACCAGGCUCCAACUCCUGCUUUAUAUAUGAAAAUCUAAACAGAAUAGCCUCCCCAAUCUGUUUAGUAGCAGUAAAUGCCAUAAUAGUAAUAAUAGUAGAAACCAGUUCCAAAUUAGGUCAAUAACAAUCAGAAUGGAUAAAACCCAAAUCAAAGAGGACCAUAGCAACUUUUAAAUUAAUAGAAAAUUCAAUUUUUUGAAAACAACAAUGAUAUUAAGAGAUAAAAUAACGUAAAUGCUCAAGAUUUUAUGCCUAAUCCUAUGGAUAAACUUAGAAGAGAAGUAUCAGAACCAACUUUUGUUGGAAAAUCAAAGCCUCUUUUUGAUAAUCUUGAGUAAAAAAAGUAGUAAAUGAUACAAAGAGAAAAAGCUCUAGAAAAGAAAAUUGAAGAAAUAAAGGAAAACAAAAAAGAGUAACAGUAUAAGAAGAUAUACGAAAAUAUAAAAAAUGAUGAUUUAUCACCAAAUUUAAAUAAUUACAAUCCUAAUAAUUAUAAAUAGAAUAAUGUAAAUAAUAUUGCUCCUCAAUCUAAACGUGACUCUUAGAGCACGCCUUCGAAUAACUUAGGUAACAGCAAAAAAAAUUUAAAGAACCAAUUAGCAUAGCCUUCAGAAGAUAAAGAAAAAAGAAAGCAAAAGUAUGAAGAGGAAAGAAAAAAAAUGUUUGAAGAUAUCAAGUAGAUAAGACAAAAAAAAUUAAUGGAAUCUCAAUCAGAGUAAAAAUUAGAGUUUUUCAUGAAUUUAAAACCUCCAAAAGACGAUGUUGCAAACAACAACGAAAACCUUCUAAAAGGGUAACCAGAAAAUGAAAUUAAAAAAUCAAGUAAAAAAUUCAGCUCAAGAGAUAUUCCUGUAGAGAUUUAUGAGUCUAAGAAGUCACCAAAUGUAAUUCAAUAGCAGUAAUUAUAAUAAUAAUAGCAAUAGCAGUAACAAUAAUAAAAUUAGUAGCUAAAUUUCUUCUAAAAUAAUCCUCAAUAGUAAAAUAAUAAUGCUAAGUAGAGAUAUAAUUAAUAAGAUUACAAUUCUUCACCUACUAAGUAGCAAAAUCAAUAACAAAAAAACUAGAAUCAAAAAGAUUAAUAGCAGUAGAAUCUUUCUGGGGAACGCCAAAAUUCUUAAGGGAGUAAAGAUUUAAGUGACGACAUUUCCUAUAUUCCACAUACAAAUUAAGAUAUACUUCAAAAACUUUUAGAGUGUGUAGGAGAUGGAGAAGAAGUUAAUGAUUUUGAUUUCAAUAGCUCAAAUAGCGACAAUUCUGAUUUAAGAGAAAAAUAAAAUAAAUUAUAAGAAGAGUUAAAUAAGUCAGUUAAUGAAAUUGAGAAAAAAUAUGUAAAUAAUUUAGAAAGAGAUGAUGAUGAAGAAGAAAUAGAAUCAGAUGAAAGUUCUAAGAACUUAAUGCUAAAGUUAAAAGGUAUUAGAGAGACAAAUGAUAAUGAGUUUGAUGAUAUUAAAUCUUCUAGCGAUGAAGAUGAGAGAGACUAUGUAGAUAAAGAGUGGGAAGAGUGCACAAGCAGAGAAGACAGUGAUUAUGAUGAAGAAUACUUGAAAUCAGAAAAAGAUUACAAUAAAAUUAAAAAUAAAGUUCAAUUAGAGAAAAAUUAAGAGGAGAAGAACUAUUCCUAAAAGCAAAAGUAAGCAGAAAAUAAGUAAGAUAUUUAAAAAUAAAACGAAGUUACUGAAUAUGAUACUAAUAGUGGAUAAAAAGAAAAUAUUUCAGGCUGUAUCAACAGUGCUGCACCUUCAACAUAAGCAUCAUCAAAUAGAUCAGAGACUCAAACUGAAUCUUAGUUAGAUUCAUUAAAGUUUAUUAUUGAAGAGAAGGUAGGGAGAUUAUCUUUCUAAUAAUGCAUAAAGUAAUUAAAAACCUAUCUUAGCGACCAGAGCAAUAGAGGCAGUUAAAAAAGUGAGGAGGAUGAUUUGGAUUACUUUUUAUUUAACGACUUGAGUAAACUCUUUGUGACAAUACCUUAACAAACAGCAAAUGAAUUUGGCCCUCUUAUAAUUAUGUACUAUAAUAUGUCUUAAGACUAAUUUGCAUGA
Tetrahymena thermophila SB210 is the source of this 3477-nucleotide messenger RNA. RefSeq names its product Serine/Threonine kinase domain protein. The transcript is spliced from 2 exons. The record is from RefSeq and is a predicted model, not a curated record. Gene Ontology annotation, biological process: protein phosphorylation. Gene Ontology annotation, molecular function: protein kinase activity; ATP binding. Lineage: Eukaryota; Ciliophora; Oligohymenophorea; Hymenostomatida; Tetrahymenidae.